Messenger RNA from Homalodisca vitripennis (glassy-winged sharpshooter), 1355 nucleotides. It is a transcript of the gene Fitm, whose product is annotated as acyl-coenzyme A diphosphatase FITM2. The transcript is spliced from 2 exons. Bases 59 to 1207 code for a protein of 382 amino acids. Gene Ontology annotation, cellular component: endoplasmic reticulum membrane. Lineage: Eukaryota; Metazoa; Arthropoda; Insecta; Hemiptera; Cicadellidae. The record is from RefSeq and is a predicted model, not a curated record. Gene Ontology annotation, biological process: lipid storage; phospholipid biosynthetic process; lipid droplet organization.
UUGUUCUGAGCUCAGUUGAGAGUGUCCAGCUGUAACUAGGGAUAGAAACCCAUACGGGAUGGACCUUCAAGAUCCCAGAGGACUGAAGAUGGAACAGAUGGUUGCUAUGGAGACCCCCGAGGGUGGAAAGAACGUAUUCUUCAUCGUAGUUGUGGACCCCUCGCAGUUGAAAGCCGCUUUGCACCAGCUUCCUUUGCAAUCAAAUAAUGCCAAGAUCACCUUGUAUGAAGAUGACGAUACUUCUGAAGAAGAAGAAGAAAAUACCAAAUGGGAACCAAAAGGAACGAAACCGCUUCCAGAGCCCUCUUCUGUACCCAAGGUGAUUUUAAUGAUGAUCUUACAUGUAUGCCGUAAAAUUAUGUUCAUGGAUACCAGAUUGAAGGUUGGAAUAUACCUAGCAAGUUUGUUUGUGGUAUCACUACUUGCUGAUGUGUUUCCUUUUCCAAAAACUUAUUUUGCCAGGAAAGACAAUAUUUUCAAUGUUUACUUUGUGAAAAUCGCAUGGGGAUGGACUUUAAUUCUAUCAGUACCUUUUGUAGUUCUGACAAGUUCAACCUACUGUUGUGGGAAAAGAGAAAAGAUAUUGAAACAUUUGAUCAGACUUGCUGUGGCUACUGCAUCAUGGUUUUUUUGGGUUCAUUUGUUUGCUUAUAUCGAAAGCACUGUGGGAAGAUGCAAUGUAAAAGGAGAUAAAUAUCAAAAUAAAUCUGCAUGUUUAGAACGAGGACUGUUCUGGCAAGGGUUUGAUAUAUCUGGCCAUACAUUUAUUUUGAUUUAUAGCAGUCUUGUUUUAAUUGAAGAAGCAAGAGCAAUUAUCGGAUGGGAAGGAAUUGGAGAUAUGCUGAGAAAUGAAGAGUACACCCGAACUUUCAACAUCAAGGAAACCAGCAGCAAUCCAUUAAGAAAUUUAAAUUCAAGAGACUUUGAAGUACUUAAAUUUAAUUAUGAAAGGUAUACUCCUUAUGUCAGAGGAAUAUUUAUUGGUAUCACUUGCUUUAUUAUUUUAUGGGAUUCAAUGCUUGUGAGUACAAUGCUAUAUUUUCACAGCAUGGUAGAGAAGUUUCUCAGCGGUUGUAUAGCAAUUUUAAUGUGGUAUGCUACCUACAACUUUUGGUAUGCAUUACCUAAUUGUCUUCCUCAAUUACCAGGGGAGGGAGAUUUUAAAUAUAAAGACUCAAAACCCUUCCAGGGAACUGCCAUUGGCUAGAAAGAGCAAACCUGUAGAAAAAGGGCAAUUGCCAAAAUUUAUGGGAAUGCCUCUCUAUGGUCUCAGAAACGAAAUGCCUUCACAAGAAAAAUCUGACUCGAUGGGAAGUGAUAACGGUUUGGGAAUUACAGCUCAGACGUGAUCUGUA